AAAAGCCGGGGAGGUGAAAGUCUGGUGCUGCAGUGUUAGGCUUCACACGGGUCCGUAUUUUUUAUACGUUUAUUUCCACGAUGCAUGCAAUAUAGGAGCAAAUGGAAACAUGCCAAAGUCUGUGAAAAAGUCCUGUAGCACUCAGACCUCCAUUAGCAGGUACUUCGGAGGACUGAGCAGCAGCAGCAGCGCCUCCAGCACUCAAUGUGGGAUUAGCCAAAAUCUCUCUGAGCACCAGCUUUCAAGAGGCAAGCAGAAACUUUCCUCUGAUGAAGAUUUUGGAUUGCCACCAAAACGAGCAAAGCUUUCUCCACAAGAUCAGCUGUUGGAGGAUUUGGACUGUGAGGCUGCACCCUGUCAGAGCACCAAAGAGACAAAGUUAACAUCAAGCCGAGGAACAGGCGGCCUCUGCUCCUCUACUCUGGAGAAGCUGAAAGGCUUCACCUGUGUGACCGAUCCCUGUGUCAGGCUCAGUAACUCUCAGAGGGAGGAAAAGAAGACAGAUGGCUCCAGCAGUAAAAUCUGUGUCCAGGGAAGCAGCGUUUGGCCUCAGAGAGACGUUCAAGAUCAACGCAGCAAUACAAACAGACUUCAGCAGACACAGGAGGAGCAUGAAGAUGAAGAGGAGGAGGUUAAAGAAAAGGAGUGUUCAGGGCUUGCUGCUACAACACAGGAGUUACUUUUGUCUCAUUUUGCAAAAACAGGAAGAGGAGGAGGGGCGGGUGGAAAGGGUGCAGAGCCGUCAGACUCUAGCGCCCCCUCCAGACGCUCAAAAAGCAUAUACACUCCCCUGGAACAGCAGGUCAUCCAGCUGAAGCAGCAACAUAAGGAUGCCUUGUUGGCUGUGGAGUGUGGUUACAAGUACAGGUUCUUUGGAGAAGAUGCAGAGAUUGCUGCCAAGGAGCUGAAUAUCAUCUGCCAUCUGGAUCAUAACUUCAUGACCUGCAGCAUCCCCACGCACCGCCUGUUUGUUCAUGUCAGACGGCUGGUGUCCCACGGGCACAAGGUUGGUGUGGUUAAGCAGACGGAGACAUCUGCAAUCAAGGCCUCAGGGGCCAAUAGAAAUGCUCUGUUCACUCGUCAGCUCAGUGCUCUGUACACCAAGUCCACUCUGGUGGGAGAGGAUGUAAACCCGGUCUGCAGACUGGGGGACGUGGAGGAGGGGACCUGUGGCAAUGUGGUGCUGGACCCUCCUGAAAGCUUCCUGCUUUGUAUUAGUGAGAACUGGGAUAAACUGAAGAAGCAGCUCACUGUGGGGCUGGUGGCAGUCCAGCCCAGCACAGGAGACGUGUUACUGGACUGCUUCCCUGAUGGCCAGUCUCGGUCUGAGCUUGAGACUCGUGUCCUAAAGAUCAACCCCGUGGAGAUCCUGGUGCCCUCUGACCUCUCCGAACAAACCCACAGGCUCUUACACAGCAUCACCAAUGCCAGCGCUCAGGCUGAUGACCGGGUGAGACUCGAGAAGAGAGACAGGGCUCAGUUUGAGUUCGCCUCUGCAAUGAACACGGUCACAGAGUUCUACUGCCACGCCCAGGACAAAGGCUCUCGCUCUCUGUCGAGUGUAGCAUCCCUGGAGAGCCCAGUGAUCUGCUGUUUGGGGCCGCUCAUCCAGUACCUCCAAGAAUUCAACCUGGAGAGAGUUCUUAGGAGUGAAAGCUCAUUUCGGCAUCUGUCCUGCGAGUCGGAGGGUAUGAUCCUCAGUGCGGCCACCCUCAGGAACCUGGAAAUCCUCAACAAUCAGACAGAUGGUGGUGUAAAAGGCAGUCUGUUGUGGGUGUUGGACCACUCUCGCACUCCAUUUGGGAGGAGACUGAUGAGAAAGUGGGUGAGCCAGCCAAUCACAGACCCACAGUCCAUCUCAGAGCGGCAGGAUGCUGUGCAGGAGAUCUUGGAGUCGGACUCUCUCACUUUAAAUUCCAUCAGAUCCCUGCUGUCACAUUUGCCCGACCUGGAGAGAGGCAUCUGCAGCAUAUACCACAAAAAGUCUUCCACACAGGAGUUUUACCUCAUUAGUAGCAGUCUCUCUCGCCUGGGGCUGGAACUGCAGGCCUUGCUCCCAGCUAUCCAGUCACAGAUCAGCUCGGUGCUGCUCCAAGGCCUCUUGUUAGACACUCCUGACCUGCUGGCUCCAGCCCACAGCUUUCUCAAGGUGCUCAAUGAAAAGGCGGCCAAGGUGGGGAAUAAGACAGAGCUGUUCUCAGAUCUGUCCGGCUUCCCGGUGCUGCAGGAAAGGAGGGAGCAGAUCCAGUCUGUCCUCAAUGAGAUUCAAGACCACCGCAAAGAAAUCCGACUGACACUGAAGGCCCCCGCACUCGAUUACACGACCGUCUCUGGACAGGAGUUUCUGAUUGAAGUGAAGAACUCACUGUCAUCCACUGUUCCACGUGACUGGGUCAAAAUCAGCAGUACCAAGGCAGUUAGCAGGUAUCACUCUCCUUUCUUGGUGGAGCGCUACAAGAAGCUGCUGCAGCUCCGGGAGCAGCUGCUGCUGGAUUGCCAGAGGGAGUGGACCAAUUUUCUAGAUCAGUUUGGGGAGCACUAUCACACCAUGAAAAGGGCUAUUAGUCACCUAGCAACCAUGGACUGUCUCUUUUCAUUGGCUGAGGUGGCUAAACAAGGGGACUAUUGCAGACCAGAGGUGUAUGAAAAUCAGCGUCAGAUCGUGAUCAGGGACGGCAGACAUCCUGCCAUAGACUUACUGAUGGGAGAGCACAACCAGUAUGUGCCCAAUCACACAGAACUGCAGGGUGAUGGCAGGAGAACUAUGAUAAUCACUGGUCCUAAUAUGGGGGGUAAGAGCUCCUACAUCCGCCAGGUGGCCCUGAUCUGUGUUAUGGCUCAGAUGGGCUCCUACGUCCCGGCCUCUGAGGCACGUCUGGGCAUACUGGAUGGGAUUUACACCAGGAUGGGGGCUUCAGACAACAUCUACAAAGGGCGCAGUACGUUCAUGGAAGAGCUGACUGAAGCCUCCGAGAUCAUUUCCCGCGCGACCGAGCGUUCAUUGGUCAUCCUUGAUGAACUGGGACGGGGCACGAGCACGCAUGAUGGGAUUGCCAUCGCCUAUGCCACUCUGGAGUACUUCAUCAGAGUUGUGAAAGCUCUAACCCUGUUUGUGACCCAUUAUCCUCCUCUGUGUGAGUUGGAGCGGGUGUAUCCUGAACAUGUGUCUAACUACCAUAUGGCUUUUCUACUCAAUGAACCUGACAUCGCUUCUGACACUGAUGACGGAGAAGUUCAGCCAGAGUUCAUCACCUUCCUCUACCAACUAACUGAAGGAGCUGCAGGACGGAGCUAUGGCCUGAACGUUGCCCGAUUGGCUGACAUCCCGGAUUCUAUACUACACACUGCUGCUCGCAAAGCCCGAGAGCUGGAGAACAUGGUCAAUGCCAGGAGGAAGAAUAAGAAACUUCUCUCAGAUCUUUGGAGCAUCUCGGACAGAUCUUCCCUCAUGGAGUGGCUGCAGUCAAAGUCUUAACAUCGCUGCAGCAGUGAUCAACUCAAUCAGAACACGCACAAAGACGAGAGACCCUAGCUAUUAGUGAAUGAGCAUGCUCAAAUAAGAACAUACAUGCUCAUGGAAGUAAAAACUUUUUCCGAGAGGACUUGGCACAGAUGGAGUAGAGUGGUGGUUGCUGCUCUCUGGCUCUGGUUAUCACCAUCACCUGUACUGUAACUUAAAUAUCAGUUAAUACCAACGGAUCAAGAUUUUACCUACUAGACUGUAUGUAGCAUCAGUGUGUUUGGUGGUUGAA
Toxotes jaculatrix (banded archerfish) is the source of this 3752-nucleotide messenger RNA. It is a transcript of the gene msh3, whose product is annotated as mutS homolog 3 (E. coli). Lineage: Eukaryota; Metazoa; Chordata; Actinopteri; Toxotidae. The record is from RefSeq and is a predicted model, not a curated record. Gene Ontology annotation, biological process: somatic recombination of immunoglobulin gene segments; mismatch repair; mitotic recombination. Bases 110 to 3475 code for a protein of 1121 amino acids. Gene Ontology annotation, cellular component: nucleus. Gene Ontology annotation, molecular function: ATP-dependent DNA damage sensor activity; mismatched DNA binding; ATP binding. The transcript is spliced from 24 exons.